AUGGUGAGCCUGAGGGAGAUGGCUCGGUCCGAUGCGGAGCGUGCCCCACCAGCGUGGCUGCGUGCGCUGCUAGAGACCAGGUUCUUCGAUGCAUGCCCAGAGCACCAAGCCAACGACGCCGGCCGCGCUAACAGGAAAAGAACCAGCGGCUGCAACUUCCUGUGCACUCACUGUGCCGACCGGGCCCUCUGCUCUGGCUGCCUCGGCAACCAUGAAGGUCAUGGACUUAUCCAGAUCCGGAGGUCGUCAGGCAACAACGUUGUGAAGGUCGAUGAUGUUCAGAAUCGGCUGAGCGUGUCACUGGUGCAGACCUACGUCUACAACGGAGACUAUGCUGUGUUCCUGAACAGGCGACCCAUGUCGGGUCACGGAAAGCAUGGCGCGUCUCACUGUGAGCAGUGCGGAAGGGGACUCCAGGAUGAGGACUGCCGCUUCUGCUCACUCGAGUGCAAGGCUAAAGGAAUAGAGGACCGUCUUGAUUUCAGCGUGUCAUUCGCUGUCGAUCCAAACAACUUCAGCAGCUCUGGAGAUGACACUGAAUCAGACGACGAUGAAGACUCAUCCUACCCAUCCAAGUUUCAAAAGCUGGAAACUAUACCAGCAUCAUCUAGCAAGCCAGUUGCCUCUGGAGGACAGCACUCUAUAGGUAAAAAGCAAUAUUGAGAUCAAUGCCAAGAUCUACACUAUCUUGGCAAAUGGAGGAUCACUAGGUCGUCAUCCUACAGUGGUGAUCCUACAGAUAAUGCUUGCAAACAGUAUCCAUGGACAAUGCCAUUCGCAUAUGCAUGAACUAAUCUCGAAACUUGGAAUGUUUAGACAUGGUUCAAAACAUGGUUUGUGGGAUGUUUUACUUUUAA
Molecule: messenger RNA, 857 nt
Organism: Zea mays
Lineage: Eukaryota; Viridiplantae; Streptophyta; Magnoliopsida; Poales; Poaceae
Exons: 3
Coding region: 1-663 (220 amino acids)
Source: RefSeq, a predicted model, not a curated record